Molecule: messenger RNA, 1383 nt
Organism: Dictyostelium purpureum
Lineage: Eukaryota; Evosea; Eumycetozoa; Dictyosteliales; Dictyosteliaceae
Exons: 1
Coding region: 1-1383 (460 amino acids)
Biological process (GO): signal transduction
Cellular component (GO): cytoplasm
Molecular function (GO): GTPase activator activity
Source: RefSeq, a predicted model, not a curated record
AUGUCAGUAAAUAAAAAUAAGGCUAUUAGUGGUCCAAUUAGUGGAUCAUUUUUACAUGUAGGGGGAUCAAAUGUUAAACCAGCACCAUUACAAGCUCCUCCACCUUUAUUAAAAGUUCCACCACAAAUAAAUAAUAAUACAAAUAAUGAUUCACCUCCAAAAUCUCCACAUUUAACAAAGUCAGUAUCAAAUUCAAAUUUAGGAGGUACAUUACAUUUAAAUGGUAGUAAUAAUAAAACACCACCAAUCAUUCAACCAACACAUAAUAUUUUACAUCAUCCAUCACCAAAGAAAUCAACCAAAUCAACCAUUAUUUCAGGUAAAUUAAAGAGAUUUUUUAAAUCAAGACCAAGCAGAGAUUCAUUGUAUGAAAAGCACAUUUUAUCAGCACCAUUUGGAUCUGGCACACUAUCAUUUAUAAAUAUAUUCAAAAUCAUUACAGCAUUAAAGAAAUCCAACGCAUUGGAGAAUGAAGGUUUAUUUAGAGUAAAUGGAAAUGCAGAAUCAAUCAGAUCACUUUGGUUAAUGUUAAAUAAUAUUCAUGACCCAAUACCAUCUACAACAUCAAAUCCACAUGAUUUGGCUGGUUUGUUGAAACUUUAUUUAAGAGAAACUAAAUUCCCAUUGGUCCCAUUGGAGCUUUGUUCACCACUACCAGUUACAGCAGAUGAGGCAAGAGAUUUUAUGCAAAAUAAAUUACCAUCAGAGAAUUUAAGAGUGCUUUCAUAUUUAAUGGAAUAUUUAGAACAGGUUUCAACAAAAUCAUCAAUUAAUAAAAUGAAUCCAAUUGCAUUGGGUGUAUGCUUUGCUCCAAAUACAAUUAGAUCUGUAAAUACAAAUAAUAGUAACCCACAAUUCCAAAUCCAUAUGACAAAUAUUCAAUCACAUUGCAACUUUAUUACUUUAUUAAUUGAAAAUCGUGGCUAUAUCUUUAAUGAAAGUGUUUUAGAUUUACCCCCACCACCACCAUCUGAUGAUUGUCCAGAAAUUUUAGAAUCACUUAUACCAGAAUCAAUUGAAGAGUCCAAUGACCUAUACCCAGAUUCAAAUCAACAACAAAAUCAACAAAAUCAAAAUUCUCAUGACCAUCAACAAAAUCAUAACGAUUCAAAUGAAGAUUAUCAAGAUGAUGAAGAUAGUAAUAAUAAUAAUAAUAAUGAUGGUGAAAAUUCGCCAUCUCAAAAAAUAUCACCACUUUAUGAUGAGUUUAUCAAUCUAUUAACCGAUGACAGUUUAGGUCCACAACAAAAAUCAAUUAUUAUCAGCAGAAUGACAAAUCUAUUUUAUAAUGAUGGUGAAAAUUUUAAAAAGUUUUUAAAAGAAAUGGGUAUUGAUGGUAUUGUUUCUUUAUUAGAAUAUAUUUUAACUUUGGAUGAUAAUUAA